GCCUCGGCCUCGGCCUCUCGAGGGCGCCCGCCCGCCCGCAGCCUCCGCCCGGGCCCCGAUCUCCUGGGCCGGAUCCAGCCGCCCGGCGCGUCAGACCACCCCGGCGUGAGUGUCGCUGAGCAUGUGCAGAGAGCCAGCCGGCGGGCAGGUCGAAGUCUUCAGAGCCCCAGCCUCAUGUCCUGCCGCUGGCACACCUGCGUUUCUCUAAUGCUGCCAGGUGUGUUUUUCCUCUAGCUUCACCCUCAGUUGUAAAGCCAUGUCUCAGGACAGAGGAGCGCGGCCUAAAGUGCGGCCAGACACAGGCACCGGAGGGCAGCACAGUGGCAGGCGGAAGGCCCGGCCCAGCCAUUCCUCCGAGAGGCAAAGGCGUGCCUCCCUGGAGGUGGACUCAGUAGGGGGAGGCGCCUGUCCAGCAGAGCCCAGCAGAGGGGUGGGGCGCUCCUUGCGCCAGAAGCUGCAGGCAGCCGUGGGCCACUGCUUCCCCCUCAAGAGUGCACCCCGCUCGCCUGACCUUUCCUCCCAGCGCAAGAUCCACCUUCGGGAGCUGAUGUUGGAUACCUGUCCUUUCCCACCAGGGUCGGAGCUGGCCCGCACCUGGAACCUUAUCAAGCAGCACACCGCACCUGUCUCUGAACACGAGGCCUUGGGGCCGCCUGCCCCAGAAGACGAAGACGAUCGCCUGAGAGCGCGGCGGCGCAUCAGCAUAGAGCAGGGGGUGGAGCCCCCGCCAGAUGCUCUGAUCCACACUUUUGAGGUCACAGCUCAAAUCAAUCCCCUCUACAAAUUAGGGCCCAAGCUGGCCCAUGGCAUGAAUGAACUGGCGGGGGCCAGCCGGGGCAUGCUAACAGUGGCGGAUGAAGGGGACGAGGAGGAGGAAGCGGAAGCCGUGUGUGCUGUGCUGCCAGACAUGAGGGACGGCUUUCGGGUGCACACACAGAUCGAUUAUAUCCACUGCCUGGUGCCCGACUUGCUUCAGCUGACCCAGCUGCCCUGUUAUUGGGGCGUCAUGGAUCGCUAUGAGGCCGAGGCCCUGUUGGAAGGGAAGCCAGAGGGCACGUUUCUCCUGCGGGACUCUGCCCAGGAGGACUACCUCUUUUCUGUGAGCUUCCGGCGCUACGGGCGGUCCCUCCACGCCCGCAUCGAGCAGUGGAACCACAACUUCAGCUUCGAUGUGCAUGACCCCAGUGUCUUUCACGCUCCCACUGUGACAGGACUGCUGGAGCACUACAAGGACCCCAGUGUGUGCAUGUUCUUUGAGCCGCUGCUCUCCAUCCCGGUGAACCGCACGUUCCCUUUCAGCUUGCAGCACCUCUGCCGGGCUGUGGUGACCUGCUGCACCACUUACGAUGGGAUCGGGCACCUGCCCAUCCCCAGCGCCCUGAAGGAAUACCUCAAGGAGUACCACUACAAGCAGAGAGUGAGGGUCCGCAGGCUGGACACUUGGUGGACCUGAGCAGGGAAUCGGCCCGCCCGAAUCAUCAACACUUGUGGCCCCCACCCCACCCAUGUUUUUUCCACGGUUGUGAAAAUUGUGUUGUUUUUAUGAUCCCCACAUUUGACAUCUCUCCAAAACCCGUAAAGGAGCAAAAGCAAGAAGUCCAAGGCAGACCGCGCGCACGCGCGCACACAAACCCGAAGCAUUCGGUGCACCCUCCCCCAAGAUCUUCCAGCCCAGGACAGGGCCAUUUAGCAGAGUCCUUGUGCCAGAUCUGGGACAGCUUUGGUGGGGCUGUCCCAAAAGUUAGGCCAGCCCACGGUAGGUGCAGAGGACAAAUUCAUGGCAGAACUAGCUGCCUGGAAAUUGAGAGGGUGCACAGGCAACCAGCCUCGUCCUUUCCCUUUCAUUCCCACCUCGCCCCCAGCACCAAAAGCCUCGCACAUCCAUCACUUCUCGCUUCCCAAGGCCACCAUCACAGGGGCUUAUGGGAAACAGAGUGACAGAAAGCACAAUGUGUGUGUGGCCUGAUCCUCCCCCCCCCCAAACUUUUGCUGUUCUUGUAUGGGUAGAGCUGCCCCAAUCUGAGCUAGGGGGGCAGCUACCCAGAGGGCCACAGUGGAAAGGACAGCGAGCCUCUUGGUUACAGUUCAGGCCCAGCACAGCCGCCUGCUUCAUCCAGUCCCCGCAAAGUCACACAGGUGUGCGGAUCAGUCAAACGAGCGGUGGCAGGUAGGGCACCGUGUGCUUUGUGAAGGGCAGGUGGCAUAGAGGACGCUGGGAACAUGACACCCACACCUCUACGUGGCUGGCAGAUGCUUCUCCCCACCUACUGUGCACAUCUCUAAAGAAAAUGGUGUCUUUAAGUGUGCAUUGUGAACUCUUUGCUUCCAGUGCUGUUGAAUUUCCCUCAGUAGAAUGAAGUGAGAACCUAAGUGAGAAACUAGCUAAGAGAAGGCUGUACAGGCUUCCGUUAGCUUGCCUAAGGGCAACGGCAGCCCUAGCUGGCCUCUGCCCCCAGCUAGAAGCCCCCACUCUGCCCUGUUCUUUCCUGAGAAGCUGAUCCUGGUGGUUUAGACGUCUGCUAUGAGGGCAACAAUCAAGCAUGUUUGCCCUGCAAGAACAGCCACAGCGAGGGUUUGAAUACAGUAAGAUUCCUCCAGUCAGGGGAGGCCCAAGCUCUCUCAUCCACCUCUCCUCUACUCCCAUAAGAGACUUCUGACUACCAAGCAGUGCCACAGACUAGAGUUUGUCCCCCCCCCCCCCGCUUCCAAACCAGUGUUCCAAACUUCCCAGCUCAAAGGGGGAACAGGCUGUGGUAGGGCAGUCCACGCCCUGUUCCCCUCCUGCACAUGGCCCAUGGCAGCAGGGCAAUGCCCAUUAGGGACAAAGGGGCCAGCUUGCACUUUCCACCUCAGGCACCAAAAUAUCUCUUGCAAGGGGGGAGACACUGCUUGCAGCAGCAGGCAGCAGAACAUUUUGUACCCAAAGAGCAAAGGCUCCCAUGUUUGGGGGCCUGACUGGAAAAAUUAAUGCACAAGCCCACACUGAAUCCAACCAGGUUUAAACCCCUGUUGUGCAGCUGAACAGAGCUCCAGCUUCCAGGUCAAAAGCCAUCCCCCUCUUGCACACACUGCUCUCCACACAAGAGCCACCCCAAAAUGCCAUCUGCUGGCAUCAUGCUAAAGACUAGACAAGCAGGCAAAAAGGAAAGCAUGGAACUUGCUUAGGAACCAGUUUUUAACGCCGAUGCCUACCACCACCCCUGCCAAGGGCCCAGAAAAUCCGCCACUGCAGACCUCUUCCAUGGCGAGCCUGUAUGAACAGGAACAAGCUAGAGCUUAACAAGAACAAAGCUGAGGAGAACCUGCCCCCCCCCCAGACCUUACGUGGAGAACUAGAGCUCCCUUUGGGGUAGGCAGGCAUUGCCCUCCCAACCAUGCAAGUGCCCUCUUUGGGCAGCUCCCUGGCCUUGGGAGGACGAGCAGAGACCAGGCAUCAGCAACAGCAGCUGGAAGCUGCCAGGGAAUUCCCCUCCCCCAAGAAGCUGGGCCAUAGGCCUAAGGCACCAGUCGGGCUCUCUGGCCCUCCACAUUUACUCAUGUGAAGCAAGCGGGGGGGGGGGGCAACAGAAUCCUUUUGACACUUGCCUGUGCCUGACUGCUACAGGGAAGAGCAGCUACAGUGGCAAAGCAGCCUGGGAGGGGAGGCUGGCUAUCCUCCAGAAAAACCUGGGCUAAUUUGAACAACCACUUGUGGUUCUCCCAGAGAACCGCUAAAAUGCACCUGAAGGUUUCUGAAGAAGGGCGCUCUGACUUUCGAAAGAUGGCACCCUGAAAAUCUUGGUCUCUAAGCUGCACUGGACUCAAAGCCUGCUGCUGUAAAAUGCACCUUAAUGGUGACGGCUCUUCCUUGAAUGUCAUUUCUUCUCUGGGUGGAAAUGCUCACGCAGGACACUCUACUCCCUCCAUUAGCACAUCUACCACAGAAUGGGGAGGAGAGAGCGCCUGCUUCUUCCUUGUUAAAAAGGGUCUUUAAAUAGAGAGAAAUUCUUAAGCACUGAAAGGCCAUGAGAGCGGACGACCAGGUGGUUGUGCCCGAGGCAGGAUCACGGUUCGCCUUCCUCUGAGGAACCAAACUGGGGGUCCUGUGCCACUUUAGAGGAGGAUUUAGCCAUUCGAAUGCCACGAGAUCCUGAUAAGGCCUGCAUCACCAGGCAAUCGAGGCCUGGCCCUUGUGGCAAAUUUAAAAUGGCUGACGGCGGCAACUCGACAGCACUUUCGCACACACAAUUCUCAGUGGCUGAUGAAAUGCCCAGUGAGGCCCUGACACAGGGAAAAUCACACUGGCCUGCUAUCCCACCCAUGCGCCAGUGAAAUAAACGACCCCCAAGCCCAGCCUGGCUCAGGUCGGCCCUUCGCAACAGUGCCCUAAAGCUGCCCCCGUGGAGGACGGGCUGCUGCUGGCCACGAGCAGUCCUGCAGAGCAGGAAGGUGGCCUUGUUAUCCUCCGUCCACGUGAGCGCAGAGGAGUUGCUGCAGCUGUACCACUUCCGGUAUCUUAUCUGGAAAUGCAUGUUUGCCUCUUCCCACC
This is a messenger RNA of Eublepharis macularius, 4528 nucleotides long. Its product is annotated as suppressor of cytokine signaling 5-like. Gene Ontology annotation, cellular component: phosphatidylinositol 3-kinase complex. The record is from RefSeq and is a predicted model, not a curated record. Gene Ontology annotation, biological process: intracellular signal transduction; phosphatidylinositol phosphate biosynthetic process. The transcript is spliced from 2 exons. The coding region runs from base 257 to 1453 and encodes 398 amino acids. NCBI's taxonomy places the organism in Eukaryota, Metazoa, Chordata, Lepidosauria, Squamata, Eublepharidae. Gene Ontology annotation, molecular function: 1-phosphatidylinositol-3-kinase regulator activity.